AAGUGGACAAGACGCGUGACAGCACGCGUCCACCACGCGUCACGACUUCUCGUGCGAGACCUGCCUCGUCCCGCUCAGCGGUCCAGAACAUACGUCGGGACUUCUGACGGCAUACAACAGACUGCAGGCACACCAACAAAAUGUUUAAGCACAGCGAUAUCAAACCUCAGAAACGUGCCCUGACUACAUCAGAAAGUGCAGGCACCGCUGGCGAGUAUCCUUACAGAUUGAACUUCUACGAACGACCCCCACUCUUUGAGGCGACAGUAGAGGACUUAGAAGAGUGUGCUAUCGAUCGCCUACGGAUUCUAGCCGAAAUCGAAUCUUCAUACGCACGGAAUCGGACCUGGGACGAGCUGAAGGGCGUGACGGGGAAGCUAUGCAGAAAAUACUUGUACUUGAAUUCCAACAAGACAGCAAUUGGGCAUAUAAAUUCGCAAGAACAACGGAAGAGGGAUCAUCUAGGACAUUUCGUGUUGAGGCUCGCCUUUUGUCGCUCGGAAGAACUCAGGAGGAGAUUCGUAAAAGCAGAGACAACAUUGUUUCAAGUGAGAUAUGAUGAGGAUCAUAUACCCGAAAGGAUCGAGUUCAUAAACUCGCUGAAUUUCGGCUGGACGAAGGUUGGCGCGGAUGAGAGAGGUUCUUUGGAGAAGGCGCUGAAGGCUCUGGAAGUAAAGCCGUCUACUCCUAGCGACAACCCACCGAUCCAAGAUUAUGUCAAGGUACACUGGACCAAAGUACCUGAUUUAGUUGCCAAACGACGUGUCUUUCUACGAGGAGGGUUCGCUUAUGUUUCCAGCCAGGAGAUAUCGAGUAUAAUUUUUCAUGAAUUUGAAAGUAGACUAGAAAAAGCACUCGAGGUAAGGAGCACACCGCCAAAAUGCUUCCCGCGAAUGGACGAGGACACGAGACUGGUACCUAUAUUAAACAACCUAUCACAAGGCUUCCUCGUUGGUAUUCCCUCAGAAUGGUCGAGUGCUCCAUCGUCGGGUGAUGAGAUCCGAGCGGAGAUGAUCGGUGAUAUGGCAAAGAAACACUUCCCAUUGUGUAUGCGCAACCUCCACGAGUGUUUGACCCGUGAUCGGCACCUAAAGCACUUUGGAAGGCUGCAGUAUGGUCUAUUUCUUAAGGUUUUGGGUCUCUCUAUUGAUGAGGCGAUCCACUUUUGGCGCAAGUCCUUCAGCAACUUAACGGACGACAAGUUCAACAAGGAAUACAAGUACAACAUCCGACAUUCAUAUGGCCUGGAGGGCAAGCGGGCCAACUAUCCAGCGAAGAGCUGCCAACAGAUCCUCACGACCGACAAACCUGGCGUUGGCGAUUGUCAUGGUUGCCCAUAUCGCCAUUUUUCGCCCGAAAACUUACAGAGCAGUCUCCUAACACACUAUUCGUCACAAGGUUUGGACACGACGGAUCUACAUGAAAUCAUGCGGACAGUGAAGGAUGGCCAUUACCACGUCGCAUGCACGCGAGUAUUCGAGAUUACACAUGCGCGCAAAGGGGUUAAGAAGGGUGAUGGAAUAGGCGGUGGAGAAAGUGUCACUCAUCCAAACCAAUACGCUGCACGAAGCAUAGAGAUUGAGAAGGAACAGUCGCAAGAAGGAACAGCGAUGGCAGUAGUAGUGGAUUGAUUAGGUAUUUUGAUGUACUUUGUGUUUAGAGUUGCAUUUUGUGUAUGGAUAACCGUGUCCGGAGUCCCAGGGUGGCGAGGGACCUCGAUCACCG
This is a messenger RNA of Pisolithus orientalis, 1725 nucleotides long. RefSeq names its product DNA primase, large subunit. The record is from RefSeq and is a predicted model, not a curated record. Bases 141 to 1631 code for a protein of 496 amino acids. Gene Ontology annotation, cellular component: alpha DNA polymerase:primase complex. The transcript has 8 exons. Gene Ontology annotation, biological process: DNA replication, synthesis of primer. Lineage: Eukaryota; Fungi; Basidiomycota; Agaricomycetes; Boletales; Pisolithaceae.